Polyodon spathula (Mississippi paddlefish) is the source of this 1130-nucleotide messenger RNA. RefSeq names its product zinc finger, matrin-type 5 (gene zmat5). Bases 84 to 608 code for a protein of 174 amino acids. Gene Ontology annotation, molecular function: zinc ion binding. Lineage: Eukaryota; Metazoa; Chordata; Actinopteri; Acipenseriformes; Polyodontidae. Gene Ontology annotation, cellular component: U12-type spliceosomal complex. The transcript is spliced from 6 exons. The record is from RefSeq and is a predicted model, not a curated record.
CAGGAAAUAAGGAAUGUUUGCAGGAUAACUGAAGUGUGUGGCCAGGAAAGCAGCGACCCCGGCGGCAGACCCUCGCUGCAGCCAUGGGAAAGAGAUACUUGUGCGACUACUGCGAUCGGUCCUUCCAGGACAACAUGCAUAACCGCAAGAAGCACCUGGACGGAGUCCAGCAUCACAGAGCCAAAAAGGCUUGGUUCGACCUCUUCAGAGACGCAGCUCUGAUCUUAGCCGAUGAACAAGCUAAAAAACCAUGCAGGAAGUUUCUGCAGACAGGUCAGUGUGUGUUCGGUAUGAACUGCAGAUUCUCUCACCUGACAGAGGAAGACAUGGAAAGAUUAAAAGAACAAAUUGAAGAGGAACGAAGAGCCAAAGAGGAUCCCAGUGAGGCCAGGGAAUCCACUGAAAGGAGCAUUGAGGACUGGCUGGCCAGGAGAGAGAAGAGGGGCAAGGCCACAGACAGCAGCAGCGUUCUUCAAGUGGAAGAAGCGGAGAGUUCAUUUGGAGCCGAGCUUCCGGCACAUCUCAUGUCAUUCCCAGAUCUCCCGGCCUCUUUGCUCCCUCCCCCUCCUGGGGGGUGGAAGAACAUACCCGUCACAGAGUGGGGAUGAACAAACUGCACAGCCCUGAGACGCUGAGCUGUGAUGAAUGCUCAGCCUGGGUUUCCAUUCUUUCAACCCUCGUACUGUGGGUGUCCACAGGGCAGGGACUAAACAAAUGCAUGGAAGAGUUAGUGCCCACUGCCUUUCUUGCCCUGUGCUGGCACAUUGAUUACUACAAAACACUUCAAAUUACAUACAAACUCCUCCAGAAGAGGGCAGCAAUUAAUGGAAAUGAAUCUGGCCUUUUCCAAAUGUCUAUGUAGUCUGUUUUCACCCAAAGGUUGAACCGCACAAGCAUGCUGCCAUUGCCCAUGCUUGUCAGACGUUCUCUCAGUCAACACCUCAGGAGUUGUGUGGCGCACACAGGCUCAUCAAGUGUCGAUUUACAGCGUAUUCAUUUUUUAUAUUUUGUAUCUUUUUUUUCUUUCUUUGGCAUCGCUAAGGUCAUGUGUGCUUGCUCCUAAACUGCUAGUGUGUAGGGAUGAAGAAGCAACUACUGUUUUAAAAUAAACAUAACAUUAAAGCACAAAA